AUGGGUCAGAGAGAGGCUGUAUCUGACUUCCUUGUUGCCCUUACAAGCCAAAUGCAACCUAGCAUGUUGCUGAAAUUGCUGAGGAAAUUGACUGUGGACGUAUCAAAGCUGUCAGAAUAUACUACGGUUGCUUUGCCGGUUGCUGAUGCUCCACUACGACAGGUGCGCCAAGUACUACGGUUCUACAGGUGGACAAGGUCUCUAUGGUGCCUCUAGUGAUGAGGAGAAGAGGACUGACCAUGAU
Homalodisca vitripennis (glassy-winged sharpshooter) is the source of this 244-nucleotide messenger RNA. RefSeq names its product ryanodine receptor-like. The transcript has 3 exons. Bases 1 to 216 code for a protein of 71 amino acids. The record is from RefSeq and is a predicted model, not a curated record. Lineage: Eukaryota; Metazoa; Arthropoda; Insecta; Hemiptera; Cicadellidae.